CCCGCCGCCGCCCGCCCACUCGAGCGAAGAUCUUCUUCCUCUCCUCUCGCUCAUCCGGAAUGCAUAUCUUUGUCAAGAACCCCACCGGCAGGACAAUCCGCCUCAAGGUCCACUCAUCAGACACCCUAUACACCAUCAAGGCAAAGAUCCAGCAGCAGUACCACCUCGUCUUUGAUGGGUUGCAGCUAGAAGACAACCGUACAUUGGCCGAUUAUGGCAUCGAGCACGACUCUACGAUUGACCUCCAGGAAAAGAUGCAAAUCUUCGUGACGGAGACGCUGUCAGGCAGGACCAUCGCCCUCGAGGUCGACAGCCUAGACACUAUCGGCAACGUGAAGUCCAAGAUCCAGGACAUGGAGGGCUUUCCCAAGGGCCAGCAGUGCCUCAUCUUCGCCAGCAAACAGCUGGAGGACGACAACCGCACCUUGGCUGACCACAACAUCUGGAAGGAGUCCACCCUCCUCCUUGUCCUCCGCCCGUGUAGGCCAGGAGAAAGUAGGAUGAUGCACCUCUUUGUCAGGACCCUGGAUGGGAGGACCCUCGACCUUGACGUCAGGAGCUCGGACACCAUCAACAGUGUCAAGGUGAAGAUCUACGAGAAGGAUGGCUAUCCCCCUAUACAGCAGCGCAUCAUCUUUGCUAGCAGGCAGCUGGAGGAUGGCCGCACCCUGGCGGACUACAAGAUUCAGAGCGAGUCUACCGUUGAUCUGGUGCUCCGUCUUUGUGGUUGCUGAGCUGGAUGGCCUGCCAUUCAACAACUAGUUUUAUUCUGCAGGAGCCUUCCUUCCAGUAGUGGUGCGUUUAUCAGUAAACUAUCAUUCUAGUAUUGUACGGUAGUAUAUAUAUAUAUAUCCUCCGGUAUUGUUCCUUCACAGUAGAAGUGUGGAGUGUUAUCAGCAAAACUACGUACUAGCAGUAUCAUUUAGCAGUUUGUUAGAGUUUGUUAGUGUGUUGAGUCUGUUUAUCCAUCUAUCAUGCCGAACUACUAUUAAGAGUCCCUGGAUCUGUAUUGUCAUUAGUUGAUUGAGAAUACAGUCUGUAUGCAGUUUGACCGACAAAUAGCUUCCUUUCUUUUCUCA
Aegilops tauschii subsp. strangulata is the source of this 1079-nucleotide messenger RNA. RefSeq names its product polyubiquitin 11-like. NCBI's taxonomy places the organism in Eukaryota, Viridiplantae, Streptophyta, Magnoliopsida, Poales, Poaceae. The record is from RefSeq and is a predicted model, not a curated record. Gene Ontology annotation, molecular function: protein binding.